AUGCUUCAAGCCGUUGCAGGGCGUGGAUGGAGACAAUAUUCGACAAUACUUGCUCAAAAUUUACACAAAGGCAAACCUGGAGGUGGCUUUAGCUUUGAGCUCAGUGAUGAACAGAAAGAGUUUCAAGCUACUGCUCGUAAAUUUGCUAGGGAGGAAAUUAUUCCUGUUGCAGCACAAUAUGACAAAACCGGCGAGUAUCCUUUUCCGCUCAUAAAACGGGCUUGGGAACUUGGUCUCAUAAAUUUACACAUACCAGAAAGCUGUGGUGGACUUGGCCUUGGCAGCUUUGAAACAUGCCUUGUUACAGAAGAGAUAGCUUAUGGAUGUACAGGAGUCCAAACUGCCAUUGAAGCAAAUAGCCUAGGGCAAAUGCCACUAAUCAUUGCAGGAAAUGAUCAGCAAAAGAAGAAAUAUUUAGGAAGACUGACAGAGGAACCGUUGAUGUGUGCCUACUGUGUAACAGAGCCCGUAGCAGGCUCAGAUGUGGCUGGUAUAAAAACAAAGGCUGAGAAAAAAGGAGACGAGUAUGUUAUUAAUGGCCAGAAGAUGUGGAUCACAAAUGGUGGAAAAGCUAACUGGUAUUUUUUGCUAGCUCGUACCAGUCCAGACCCAAAAACUCCUGCAAGCAAAGCCUUUACUGGAUUCAUUGUAGAAGCAGAUAGCCCUGGAAUCCAAAUCGGAAGAAAGGAAAUCAAUAUGGGUCAGCGAUGCUCAGAUACGAGAGGUAUUGUCUUUGAAGAUGUGAGAGUCCCAAAGGAAAAUGUACUACUAGCUGAGGGAGCUGGUUUUAAAAUUGCAAUGGGAGCUUUUGAUAAGACCAGGCCUCCUGUAGCAGCUGGUGCUGUUGGUUUAUCACAGAGAGCACUGGAUGAAGCUACUAAAUAUGCUUUAGAGAGAAAAACUUUUGGGAAAGCAAUUGUUGAACACCAAGCAGUGUCUUUCAUGCUUGCUGAAAUGGCAAUGAAAGUGGAACUAGCUCGGAUGGCUUACCAAAGAGCCGCAUGGGAAGUUGAUGCUGGUCACAAGAAUACCUACUAUGCUUCCAUUGCAAAGGCAUUUGCAGGUGACACUGCAAACCAAGUAGCUUCAGAUGCAGUACAGAUUUUUGGAGGAAAUGGAUUUAAUACUGAGUAUCCUGUAGAAAAGCUAAUGAGGGAUGCUAAAAUCUACCAUAUUUAUGAGGGAACUGCUCAGAUUCAGAGGAUCAUCAUAGCUCGUGAAUAUGUUGGCAAAUUUAUGGCUUAA
Molecule: messenger RNA, 1245 nt
Organism: Tinamus guttatus (white-throated tinamou)
Lineage: Eukaryota; Metazoa; Chordata; Aves; Tinamiformes; Tinamidae
Source: RefSeq, a predicted model, not a curated record